Messenger RNA from Chrysemys picta bellii (western painted turtle), 1892 nucleotides. Its product is annotated as olfactory receptor 5V1-like. Gene Ontology annotation, cellular component: plasma membrane. Gene Ontology annotation, biological process: G protein-coupled receptor signaling pathway; detection of chemical stimulus involved in sensory perception of smell. Gene Ontology annotation, molecular function: G protein-coupled receptor activity; olfactory receptor activity. NCBI's taxonomy places the organism in Eukaryota, Metazoa, Chordata, Testudines, Emydidae. The record is from RefSeq and is a predicted model, not a curated record.
AAUGGUGUGUGCUCUAGCAGUGACAUUCCUGGGAUCUAGUACAAGCUCCAGAAGGCAAGCAGGUUCUAGGGGUUAGAUCAGGGUCAGGGAGUCAGGAUGUCUAGCCUCUAUUCCUGGAUCUGAGAGGGAAAUGGGAUCUAAUGGUUAGAGAGGAUUAGUGGAAAGAAAUUCUAGACUCCUGGUUCUGCCAGUGACCAAGCUGAAAUAUGCAAAUUCUUUUAUCAUAACUCCUUUUUCCUUGUUUAUAGACCAUUCUACUCUCUGCUGCAGACAAGUGAAGAUGUGGUCAUGGAGAAUCAAUCCACGCCAACAGAAUUCAUCCUUCUUGGAUUUCAAAAUAUUCAGGGGUUACGUUUCCUACUGUCUUGGGUUAUCUCCAUCAUCUACAUCUUCACCAUCUUGGGGAACAUUCUCAUCAUCUUCCUCUCCUUGGUGGAACCACGUCUCCAAACCCCAAUGUACUUCUUCCUGGGAAACCUCUCCCUCCUAGACGUCUGCCAGACCACCACCACCGUGCCCCAAAUGCUGGUGCACCUCCUCUCAGGCAGGAGCAGUAUCUCCUAUGCAAGGUGUGCAGCACAACUCUACUUCUUCCUCUUUUUUGUGGGUGCAGAGUGCAUCUUGCUGGCCACCAUGGCGUACGACCGCUACAUGGCCAUAUGCAAACCCCUGCGCUACACACUGCUCAUGAACAGGAAGUUUUGUGUUCUGCUGGUUUCAGUCUCCUGGCUUAGUGGUGCACUCAAUGCAGCCUUGCACACAUUCCUCACCAUCCACCUGCCCUUCUGUGAGGCCAACAGGGUCAACUACUUCUACUGUGAUAUCCCACCCCUGCUAUCUCUUUCCUGUGGAGACAUCUCAUUCAAUGUCACCAUGAUACUGGUAUCCAGCAUCUUCUUGGGGUGGAGCCCCACCCUGUGCAUUGGACUUUCAUAUGGAUACAUUGUUUCAAGGAUACUGAAGAUACAUUCCCCUGAGGGGAGGAGCAAGGCCUUCUCCACCUGUGUGUCACAUCUCACUGCAGUCCUGCUCUACUAUGGGAGUAGCAUCUUCACCUAUGUCAGACCCCUCUCUAGCUACUCAUUGGAUAAUGACAAGUUAAUCUCCCUGUUGUACAACAUCGUCACCCCCAUGUUAAACCCAUUGAUCUAUACUCUGAGGAACAAGGAUGUGAAGAGAGCCCUGAAAAAGGUCCUUGUGAGGAAAAUGUUCUUCUAAGAGAAUCAACAAUACUGGCAUUGGUAUCUAUUUCCAUGAAUGGGAUGUAGUAAGUUAGAACAUAUGGGUUCUGGGAGUCAGGACUCAUGGGUUCUUUUCUGCUUUCUGGGAAGGGAGUGGGUUUUAGUGGUUAGAAAGGGGGAUGCUGGGAGUCAGGAUCCUAGUUUACAUUUGAUGAGUCUUGGAGGGGAAUGGGUCUAGGGGUUGGAGCAGCAGAGUUGAAGCCCCAGGACUGUUGCAAAGAGCUUUCAUAUCUAUGGAUGAAAGCUUUUAUAGGGGUUCUAAAUGUUAUUAUUAAAUAUGGAAGUCAAUCACUAGGAAAGUUUGAGAAAAGAUCCAUCAAUAGAACAUUACAAUUAAACUGAACCUUAAUUUAUAAACAUAAUGUUAGUUGCUGUGUGGCCUUGAAUGUGUUUCACAUAUUUAUGAAAGAUGUGGACAAAUUGGAGAGAGUCCAAAUGAGAGUAACACAAAUGAUAAAAGGUAUAGCACCUAUGUGGAAAGGUGAAAAAAGGUGAAAAAAGGUGGCCAUGUUUAGUCUUGAAAAAAAAAAGACCGAGUGGGGACCAGAUAACAGGCUUUAAAUAUGUUAACGGCUCAUCAAAAGAUGAGAGGGAUCAAUUGUUCUUCAUUCCCACUGAAGGUAGGAGAAGCAGCAAUGGGCUUAAUCUGCA